Hemicordylus capensis (graceful crag lizard) is the source of this 6037-nucleotide messenger RNA. It is a transcript of the gene FAM131A, whose product is annotated as family with sequence similarity 131 member A. Lineage: Eukaryota; Metazoa; Chordata; Lepidosauria; Squamata; Cordylidae. The record is from RefSeq and is a predicted model, not a curated record. The coding region runs from base 470 to 1573 and encodes 367 amino acids. The transcript is spliced from 6 exons.
GCUAGCCAAGGUGCUGAAGGGGUCCUGCGCUCGCUCCUGAAGCCCGCUUGCUGCUGUCCAGGGUGCUGAAGGCAGAAGGCUGUUCUUGGUGCUGAAGACAACUGCCUAUCUGCGCCUCUCUCUCUCUCUCGCACACACAAUUCUCCGCCAGCAGCAGUGACGUAGUCGAACGUGCACGCGGUUCAGCCCCAGUGUCCCUGAGACACCAGCUUCUCAAGGGGGCAGAAACUGAGAAGGAGGAGAAACGAGCCAGAGCGGUUCCUGGAGACUGCGUGUGUGUGUUCUAAUCCUCCUCUCUCUCUUGUGUGUCUCUGUGUGUGUUGCCAGCACAGCCCCGGGAAAAGAAGGCGCUUCUCCAGCCCCCGCCCGCCUGCCUGCCUGCUGCCUGCUCCCAGCCCAUGAGGUACUGUGGCAAUGUGUGCGGUCUGGAGCACAGGUUUACUGCCAUCCUAAAUUGCCCCCGUCGAUUAUGGGCUGUAUUGGCUCCAAAACCACCAUCGUGGCUGUGGACACUACUUUGCACGUGGAGUGGAACGAAGUGAAGCCCCUGCCCGCCCUCUCGCCCCUGGGCCAUACCCGGACCUCACUGGUGCGCAGGCUGGUUCGCCAGAGCUCUGUGGACAGCCAGGACUCUCUCGAGGUAAAUGUUGAAGACACUGUCGAAAUGUUACCCAAGUCGCGGCGAGCGCUCACCAUCCAAGAGAUCGCAGCCCUCGCCCGGUCCUCCCUGCACGGUAUUUCGCAGGUGGUGAAGGACCAUGUGACGAAGCCCACCGCCAUGGCCCAGGGUAGAGUAGCUCACCUCAUCGAGUGGAAGGGAUGGUGCAAGCCCGUGGACUCCCCUCUCGCUCUGGAAAGCACCUUCAACUCCUAUUCGGACCUCAGUGAAGGAGAGCAGGAGGCCAGGUUUGCUGCAGGCGUAGCUGAGCAAUUUGCCAUCGCCGAAGCCAAGCUGAGAGCCUGGUCUUCCGUGGAUGGGGAUGAUUCCAACGACGAAUCCUACGAUGAGGACUUUACCGCCUCCACCCCCACUGACACCACUCAACCAGCUGAUGCGAUGAACCAGCUGCCACCCAGCACCUUGCUGAAAGGGCUCCUGCACAGCCGCCUGUGCCAGCUGAGCGCCCGACAAGCUUCCUGCGACCCGGAGAGCGACUCCACCCAGACCACCAUCUCCCCAGAGACUUUGUGCUCCAGCCUCUGCAGCCUGGAGGACAGCCUCCUUCUCAAGGAGCUGAGCUCGCCUUCGGAACUGGCCGCCAAGCUUCUGGGCUCCCUGUCCGGCGGGGAGGAGCUGCUCCUCUCCAAGUUGCCCCUACAGACACCCGGAGAAUGUGCCUUCCGGAGCCUGGCGCAGCUCGAGUGCCAGGACUCUCUGUACUCCAUGUCCUUCACGGAGUCCUGCCUCUCGCCCGCCGAGGAAGAGGGGAUCCCCUGCAAGGACUACCACACAGGCUGCCAGAUCCGGAGGAAAGUGUCCGACGUGGCCUCCUCGGGCGUGGUGUCGCUCGACGACAACGAGGAGGAGGAGGAGGAGGCGGCGGAAGACGAGGAGGACGCUGGAGAGCAGUGAACCCUCAUCUGGCUGUGGCAUGCUUCACCUGCCAUUUUGUUCCACUCAGUGGCCCCCCGACCUCGGCCCUGCUCUGUACCUCUCGGUUCUCCGGGAGCGGUGGUUUCUCUCCUCUGGGAGGUGGCAAGGCAGGCGGAAAGCAAACCGGCCCUCCCCGUUCCCUCCCGUGCCCUCCUCACCUCCACCUUGCCAUCUGAUUCCAGCCACUGCAGCCUGAGGGGGCGUCCUCUCUGGCUUUGUGGAUUUUGCCUGCUGCAUUUUCAAUCCCUCUCUCAAUCUCAAUCUCAAUCUCAAUCUCAGUUUCUCUCUCUCUCUCAAUCUCAAUCUUUCUCUCUCGUGGCCUGUUUUUGUUUUUAUUUGCAUGAGAAUGUUUUGGGGGGAACGAAACAAGCAAAAUAACGAAAACGGGGCAGCGCCCACAGGACUCGUUACCGCUUGGGUCGGUCCGGAGCAUGCUACACACCCCGGUCUCCGUGCCCAGGGAGAAGAGGUGCCUGUCUGCUGUCCGGGUGGCAUGGCUAAAUGCUCUUAAAGCAGAACUGUUAUGUUUCUUAAAGACAAUUUAACAAUAUAUAUCUAUAUCCAGCUAUCUAUAUACACGUAUAUUCCCGUUUCCCUUCCAAACUCCUCCGGCCCAAGGCAAAGGGCUGAAAUGGAAUGUGGAAUGCAAUGGAUGCUUGACUUGUUAUGCCUUGAAAAAAAAAAAAAAAAGAACAGAAACACACACACACACACACUCACGCACUCAGGCACUGGCCCCAAUGGACACUUCUCGGCUUUUACUGUAUUGAAUUUUAUACUGUGGACCUGCUGGAAGAAAGGGGGAAAGGAGGAGCAGGGGCACAUGGCUGUGCUUUGAGUGAGAGCACCAAUCACUUUGGCGGGGUCCCCUCCUCCGCCCCCACUUUCUUCCUUGGGAGGAAGCAGGAAGCAUGGCAUGGGUUGGUGGGGGCCCCAGUCUUCCCACCCUGCUCCAGAUCUUUUCUAUAUUUUUGUAUGUGUGUCUCCAUGUUGCCGACGUCAGGGGCAGCACGGCCCCCCACUCUGGCCGGGUUUUCUAAGGGGUUCUUUCCUGCCACUCCGCGCUCCCGCCCUGGCCAAUCCGGGCGGGAAAUACUGUGAUCCUCAUCUCACUCCCUGCCCUUGCCGUUCGCUGAUGCACCGGACCAGUUGGAAACCUUUCUAGAAAGGGCUCCAUCUCCUCCUCGCCUUAGACCCAACCAGUGCCAAGACAGGGGGACCUGCAGACUCCAGGAGAGCCCCAGGAAAACCAGGAAGCCUUGGUGGGGUGAGGGGCAGUCAUGCACACAGGCUGGGCAUAACCAGGCCACCAGCUUAAAUCAGUUUAUACUGGCUCAUGGCUCUUCUUAAAGCUUCAAGAGGCUGUGAGAGUGCUGAAAAGUAUCUGCGAGAAAUCUUGAGCCCUGCCUCACGCAACCAAAGGGGAGGGUCGAACUGGACGAUCCAUUGAAGGAGGGAUUCUCCUGCUUGGGUCCCCAGGUGUUGCUGGACUACAACUCCCAUCUUCCCCUGAGAUUGUGUCGGGGGAUGGUGGGUGUUGUAGUCCAACACCAUCUGGGGAUCCAGGCUUGAGAAAUCCUGCACUAAACGCACAAGGGCCUUGCCUAGGUUUGUGUUUUGUUUAGAAAUAGCGGGCGUGGGAGGGUUGCAGGGUUGUGGCAUGCAAGAAGGACUUUGCUCUUUUCCUGCCAGAAAUCCUCCCUGAAGCGGCUGUUUCCCUCUGAAGGUGCCCUCAGCCGCAAUGACACUUUCGGGGGCAGAUUUUCAGUUGGAAAAUGAUGCACAGGGAAAGAGUCCGCUCCCUUACCCGUGUGCCAUGAUCCUGAUCUGGAUUGGGACGCCCCUAUGGCUGCAAUGUCUAAAUGCACACCUGAGCUACAUUUAUUGGUGCAAAUUGUGGUGCAACAUGACCCUCAGUUUCCCCAGGGAGAGAGGGAGUGACUCUCACGCCAGUUUUAUGACUGCAGUGCAGCUAGGGAGAGAGAAAGGGCUGCACCACUGAUGCAAGCCUGUACACUUAUUUCGGUGCUUGCAUGCCACUUUCUUGCCGCAAAGCAACACGGAAUAUCUCGAGGACAUAAACAGCAAAUCCGGUUGGAAUGUACAACUCCUCAGCAAGGCAGCAGAGAGCCACCCAAUCCUUCAACUCAAGAGACAUGCCACCUUAAUUUGCCACCGACCCCCAAGGCCUGGAGGAAGGAGCCGCUCUUUCAAUGCUGCCUUCCAGCUGGGAGAGAUGGGGUGCCACACCCCUCCCCCCCCCAAGAAUCGGGAGUUCCAGAACCAGGCAGGCAGGCAGGGUGGGGCUGCCUUGGUUGUGACACACAAGCUGGAGAAGUCCUGCCUCUACGAGGUGCACCUUUCCUUCUCUCUCCCAGCUUUUAGGUGCUGGCUGACAUGACGCCCAGCGUUCCAGAGACGCUGCUCACUGUGAUGGCGCUGCUGCAGACGCGUACGGCAGUCCAACGCAGUAGAGAAUGUGUGGUGACACAGCCACAACCAUGGGAGAAACUGCUGCCACCCUGCUUGCACAGACGUGCAUUCGCCACAGCAGGGCUAGGCAACCUUGUUUCCCCUCCAGCAGUUGCUGAACUACAACUCCCAUCAUCCCCCAUUGCCAUUUAUUGCAGCCGGGGAUGGCGAGAGUUGUCGUUCAGCAACAGCUGGAGAGCAAACAAGGUUGUCUAGCCCUGUAUUUACAGUGUUGAGGUGGCCUUUUUUAAUUGCACCCAGUCAUCCUGUGCUGCAGAUGUGGCCACAGAGACCUAUCCCUGCAAAUGCACACAAAGAGAAAGGUGAUGCACGUGCAGAUUCCCACCAUAAACAGAUGCACACCUGUCUGCUCCCAAUAUAUGGAUCUGCAGCCUGCACAUGCAUGCAUGCACGCACGCACGCGCACACACAAGCAUGAAUCUGGGCCUAAACUCCCUUCUAAAGACAAUCAGACAUACCCCUUUUGGUUUUACUGCCUAUCGCUUUCCUUCUGUGUGGAAGGGCAGUGGAUGGUCACUGAUGUUACAGUGGCUGCAGCAUUGGAAUAUCCUUUAAAAGUGUUCUCUUAGGGUUUCAGUGGGCCGGGGGGGGGGGCAGUGGCGGGCAGAGGGAGGUGAGGCAACUGUGAAAGACACACAGCAGAGGCAGCCUUCCAGUCGUCCGCGAUGAGUCUCUCCGCUAACCUCUCAGUUCUCAGUCCAGCCCUUUCGUUUCCAUACACGUCUUAGCCCUUCUGUGGAAAGUGCACUAAAGUGGUACUUCAGAGUGAGGAUGAAGUCUUUAAGGAAGAUUAUGAGGGUUUUGGAAGACUGGUUUUUAAGGGUUACAAUCCCAUCCACCAGAGAGCUGCUUGGCUUGGGUCCCCAGAUGAGGCGACUGGGUUUACCUGAAUCCAAGACUAGGUUUCUCCCAGGUUCUUUGAUACUAUAAAUUGGGGAGUCAUCUUAAACUAAGAUAAAGACAGGUAUGGCCUGUAUUUUUAAAGGGAAUCAUCUUAAAUUCAGAAUGGUCUUCUAUUCGGUAAAUACAGUACAACUGCCUCUGGCCACAGCAGUUUGGGCUGAUGGGAGUUGUAGUCCACCAACAUUUGGGAUAGGUUGCUACACACAUUCAUCCAGAAGUAAACACUUAUAGAAGCCAUUGUGGCUGGGGGUGAUGGGAGUUGUAGUCCAACAACAACAUCUGGGGAGUCAAGUUUGGGAACCGCUGCUGUAGGUGUUUACCCAGAAGUAAGUCCCAUUAUAUCCAGUGGGGGUUUCCUCCCGGGUCAGGAAUGCAGCCUCAGCAUCUUGGCCCCACGGGGGCCUCUUGGGGCGAAAGAUGUCUGUUCCGUGGGGCAGGGAGGGUCGUGUCAACUUGAUACUUCCUAGCAACCGCACACUGCUAGAGAGGAUGAAUGUGCCCGCAGGGGCUGGGUACCACAAUGCUCCCUCACAGCUAUUGAGACACAGUUGUGGGCCGCCUCAAAGGAUGACAAUGAGGCACGAGAGACAUCAUCACACUGAGAGGGAGGGACCGAGGGCCGCUGGAGAACUAUGACAACCGGGUUCGAUGCAAGGAUGUCUCUCGCCAUCAAGGACACGUGCGAUGCUCUCCAGACUCUCUCCCCGCGCCACGACCAUGCUGUGCGGAUCCAGGCCAUUCAGUGGAACUGCACAUGCCCUGGGCCCCAACGAACCUCUGUGCAGCCCCUCCCCUCCCCGUGACCCACAACACUCCCCCCCUCCCCGAUGCCUGUGCAGAGCUGUGCCCCCAAACCAAUGCAUCUCUCCCCCACUUUGCCUCCAAGCUCUCAAGCCCUUGCACUCCCCCCCCACCUUCCCAUUGCACAAUAUUGUUUCUGUGUGUCCUCCUCUCCCCCCCCCCCACCCCGGUGUACGCCCCGGCUGGUACGAGUGUCUGUUUUGUUCUGUUUGUAUCUGUAAUUCAUUAAAAGGCUGGUUCUGCCUA